ACAACCCCUCAAUUACACCACCUACUAAUAGUGUCUGCCUAUAACACUCGUACAUGAUAAUAGCUGGCAGGCGUGGAUUUUUCCCCUCACUCGUGAGAUCAAAUACUUACAGAACACAAGCGACUGCUUCGUCUGAUGUCCAAACAAUCACACUAGCGCCAUCUCCCAAACCCACCGUCGUGAGCCGCAUCUGCCUCUUACAUCAUCCCACAGCAUCCCACGCAAUCAAUUGUCGUUCUGGGUAGACGUCAACAUCAACGACAAGGCUGUCAUCUAAUAUUGAUGCCCCUCCUUCGGUGACCAGUGACGCUCAUUGAGACAACCGGACUGUGCUACCAUUCCUAUUCAGGCCAUCACAUCGGUCAGCCCCAUGAGACUACUUACUUCAGGUACCACACUCGUUAGCCUCCAAUAAGCUCUGCCCGGGUGUCCGCUACGCCUGGCGACCCCGGCUCUUAGGUACCUCCUGUAGGACAAGAUCUAGGCAACAUCUUGAGAGGACAACUUCCCAAACUCGUAGAGGAUACCCUCAGAGGUGGGCAAGCCACUGCGGCUCGUGCAACUUCUUCAAGGUGUGGCGGCGUUGCGUUCAUAGCCUGGAGUGUAUGCUAUAACACAUAACCCACCAUGGGCGACCAACCCAACGGCGGCCAACGGGGGCCAUUCCCCUGGGAGCUUGGCAUCUUCGACGCCCACUGCCAUCCCACAGACACGAUGGACUCUAUCCCGGCCAUCCCGACCUCUAUGAGAGCCCGCGUCUUGACCGUCAUGGCGACCCGGUCCCAGGACCAGCACCUGGUGGCACAGGUAGCGGACGAGCACGGCUUCACUUGCACGAGUCGCCAAGCCAUCGCCUCUAGUUCCGCCUCCAGUUCCGCCUCCGACGGCCAGCAUGGCUCCCACAUCCCUAACAAAAUCGUACCGGCCUUUGGCUGGCACCCGUGGUUCUCUCAUCAGCUAUACGACGAUACCUUGGCCCGAGACCAAGCCACGUACGAUCCGGAAUCAUCCGAUCUGGCCAGCGAGAAACUGCGGCACUACAAUGCAGUACUUACCCCUCCACCAAGGGGUAAAGAUGACGAUGGCUUCAUAGACCAGCUUCCUACGCCCCAGCCACUGUCGGAGCUGCUGUCACAGACACGGAAAUACCUAGAGGCGCAUCCUCUCGCCCUCGUAGGUGAGGUUGGCAUCGACAAAGCGUUCCGCCUCCCGAGCCCUGGGGUCUUCGUCUCCAACCCAGAAGCCAGCAUGACACAAGGGCGACGCAACGGCGAGCGUCUAUCACCAUACCGGGUGAACAUGGACCACCAGAUACGGAUCAUGAAGGCUCAGUUAAACCUCGCCGGCCAGACUGGCCGGCCUGUGAGUGUCCACGGUGUACAGGCACACGGCGUGCUGUACAACGCGAUAAAGUCCACCUGGAAAGGCCACGAGAGGGCGGUCGUGACGAACAGGGAGAGGAAAAGGAUAGCAAAGGGCGUCAACGAGGAUUUCUCUUCGUCCUCCGAAGACGAGAGCGACGAUGAGGGCAGCAGCGCAAAUGUCAAGACAAGAAAGCAGUACAAGCCCAGACCGUACCCGCCCCGCAUCUGCCUGCACUCCUAUACCGGCACCGUCGACGUCCUGAAGCAAUACACAAACGACCGCGCCUGCCCGGCCAAGAUCUUCUUCUCCUUCAGCCUUUGUGUCAACUACUCUACCGGAGGGCACGAGCGCGACAGGAAGAAACACCUCGCGGACGAUGUCAUCCGUGCGUGCCCCGACGACAGGAUCCUGGUCGAGAGCGACCUGCAUACCGCCGGGCAGCAGAUGGACGACAUGCUCGAGGAGAUGUACCGCAAGGUCUGCGAGGUUAAAGGCUGGGGGCUGAGGGAGGGCGUGGAGAGGAUCAGGGAUAACUAUCUCGAUUUCAUAUUCGGGCCUACGACCUGACAUUCCCACCGUUUGGGCUUGCCCUCGCUCCCGAAAUCGUGGUCUAGGGAGUAGACCAGGUGGCAGCGUGACCUCGAAAGCUUCGUGUAUACGGCCACACAUACAGUUUUCACUUGUCUUCAUCAUAUGGAGAUAGAAAUCAGAACCCUUCCAGCACCAUUCUGGCAGUCCAGGCUUGGGCAUUGGCUCGGUACAUCGCCGUUUGUUUCGUUUUACUUUUACCCGCAUCCCUACCGUUCAGCUGGAGUACAUCCUCCGGCUACGUACAGAAUCUCCCGAGGAAGGUGGCGUAAGCGAAGCCCCGUGGGCUCAAAUCUGCGCAGACAGGGGCCUCGGCAUCGGCUCUGAAGCCAACACAAGUCGGGCGACUGGCCGGCUUCAAGUUGAACAGCCGGGAGUCUCGGUAUCGCCGUCUAACUCUACUAAACUUGACGGCACGGGCCAAGCUGGCCGGGAUGAAUGAAGCGACUUGUUACACCCCACUGCGAUUGAAGGCGCAGAUCUUCGCUGGGAAGCUGGAGCUCCCUGGCUCGGUCUGUUGGCUUGGGCAAGCCACCCGGCAGGACGGGUGUGACCAGGAGAAAUGUGACAGAAGAAUAAAUGAUAUAAGGCGAAGCGAGAGCCAUCAAACAGGAAAUCCUCCGUCUGUGCUCAACGCAAUCCGUGUGGCAGCUGUUGGUGGCAUCACCGAGCCGCACACGUGCACCACAAGAUGUGCAGACGCCUUCCCAUUCUGAGAUAUCUGUGCAUAGCCUCAACAAGAUAUUUC
Molecule: messenger RNA, 2701 nt
Organism: Diaporthe batatas
Lineage: Eukaryota; Fungi; Ascomycota; Sordariomycetes; Diaporthales; Diaporthaceae
Exons: 2
Coding region: 628-1932 (434 amino acids)
Molecular function (GO): hydrolase activity, acting on ester bonds
Source: RefSeq, a predicted model, not a curated record